UGGGGCAAGAGCUUGCAGUGUCAUGCGCAGAGAGCUGCUCGCUUCGAGCUGCGGGACUCCAGAGAGCAACUGAGCACUGCCUCUCCAGCGGGUAUAAAAGAGAACAGUCUGCUGCAAGGUCGCAUCUGAAGAGACAGCUAAUUAUAGGCUGAUUUACAGAAACAGGCAAAGUCAGAAGAAAUUUAAUAAGUGAAUAAAAAGACAACAGUUAGUUGAACAGCUGACGGGACAGACCCACCACGCUGGCAGUCCGCCGCUUGACACCGGACCGUUCAUUCAUCCGAACCGUGGAUUAAACUGUCUAGAGCCAGAGAAGAUCUUUUUACACAACCCCGAAAGUGUUUUUUCUUUAAGUAAGAAGAUUAUUUUACACAUUGUGCAAGAUGUUCCGCUGGGCGAACAAUGACGGGAAGAAAAAGGACCCCGAACUGUUUCAGACGGUUUCUGACGGGCUGAAGCGGCUCUACCGGACCAAACUCUUUCCCCUGGAAGACACCUACCGCUUCCACGACUUCCACUCUCCGGCUCUGGAAGAUGCUGAUUUCGAUAACAAGCCCAUGGUUCUUUUAGUGGGCCAGUACUCCACGGGGAAAACCACUUUUAUUCGGCAUCUGAUGGAGCAGGAUUUCCCCGGGAUGCGCAUAGGCCCCGAACCCACCACCGAUUCAUUCAUAGCGGUGAUGCACGGAGAUCAGGAGAGUCUCAUCCCGGGCAAUGCUUUAGUGGUUGACCCCAAGAAACCAUUCAGAAAACUCAACGCCUUUGGAAACGCUUUUCUGAACAGGUUUAUAUGUGCUCAGAUGCCAAAUCCAGUGUUGGACAGCAUCAGCAUUAUAGACACUCCUGGAAUCCUGUCCGGAGAGAAACAGCGGAUCAGCAGAGGUUAUGACUUUGCUGCAGUGCUCGAAUGGUUUGCUGAACGUGUGGACCGCAUUAUUCUUCUCUUUGACGCACACAAGUUGGACAUCUCAGAUGAGUUCUCAGAGGUGAUCCGAGCUCUGAAAAAUCAUGAGGACAAGAUGCGGGUGGUGCUCAACAAAGCUGAUCAGAUCGGGACCCAGCAGCUCAUGCGGGUGUAUGGUGCCCUCAUGUGGUCGCUCGGUAAAAUUGUCAACACCCCAGAGGUCAUCCGAGUCUACAUUGGCUCUUUCUGGGCUCAGCCUCUCCUGGUUGCAGAUAACAGGAAACUGUUUGAGGCAGAGGAACAAGACCUUUUCCGUGAUAUCCAAGGACUUCCACGAAAUGCAGCACUGCGCAAACUGAACGACCUUAUCAAACGGGCCCGUCUAGCCAAAGUUCAUGCCUACAUCAUCAGUGCUUUGAAGAAAGAAAUGCCAAAUGUUUUUGGGAAAGAGAAUAAGAAAAAGGAGCUCAUUGCUAACCUGGGUGACAUUUAUGCAAGGAUUGAAAAAGAACAGCAGAUCUCUCCUGGUGAUUUCCCUAAACUCAAUAAAAUGCAGGAAGUCCUCGCUGGUCAAGACUUCACUAAGUUUCAGGGAGUGAAGCCCAAGCUGCUGGAAGCAGUGGAGGAUAUGCUGGCCAAUGAUAUCGCCAAACUCAUGACCCUCGUUCGGCAGGAGGAGGCUGCCAUGCCCAGCCAGGCUGUCCAGGGUGGUGCCUUUGAUGGCACCAUGAAUGGACCCUUCGGGCAUGGCUAUGGAGAGGGUGCUGGUGAAGGCAUUGAUGAGCUGGAGUGGAUAGUGGCAAAAGACAAGCCAACUUACGACGAGAUCUUCUACACCCUGUCACCUGUCAACGGGAAGGUCUCUGGUGCCAUGGCCAAGAAGGAGAUGGUCAAAUCCAAGCUGCCUAACAAUGUUCUAGGAAAGAUCUGGAAGCUUGCUGAUGUUGAUAAUGAUGGGUUCCUGGACGACGAAGAGUUUGCCUUAGCUAACCACCUCAUCAAGGUUAAGCUGGAAGGUCACGAGUUACCUGCUGAUCUUCCUGAUCACCUUGUGCCUCCUUCUAAACGAGGACAGUAAACAGUUUGGGAAAAUAAAUAUUAUCAUUGAGCCAAUCUUUGUAGAGGUUAUGGAUGGAUGCGGGGAGGGUCUGGAAACUUAAAAAUAUAUAAGCAGAAUUUAUGAUAUAAUUAAACAAUAUGCAUUAGCUACAGGGAUCGAGCCAAAUAGCUUUUAAUUUAUCCAUCACUACAGUACACUCUUACUAUUAUUAUGUUCUUUGUUGUUGUUGUACGAUGGUAUGCUGGCAGGGUGAUGACUUCAUUAUGACCAAACUAUAGGCUGUAUUAGAAAGAGGCAUUUAAUUGUUGCAUAUCUUACGCUGAUGCUGCUUAACACUUAAAGCUAUGCAGGGAGAAAUAGUUGUGCUUGAUUUUUAAACUACUUUAGCUUUGCUUAUGGGUGAAUAUUAUCUGGAUCCUGGGAACACCAGAGCUUUAAAACUUUACUAUUUACCAUUUUGACUUGUCAAUUUGACCACCUUUUUUUAUCACCAUAAAUGCAAAACAGUGCUGUAUUCUUGUAUGGAUUGUUCACUGAUGUUGUGUUGUCAGCUGUGAUGGUUCAGAUGUUUUUAUAACUGUUCAAAAGGAGGUGUCUAUGACAAGACUUUUAAUAGACAGAUUCUCAAGUUGUAUGAUCUGUCAGUUGUAGCAUCACUCAUAUUGGUUUCUGUCUCUUAUUGAGUGCCUCACCCUGCUACAAUGUCAAAAGCUUCUCUAUGAAUACUGUUUAUAUGUACAUUAUUUUGGUCUCGUUUGCAUUAAAAAAACUACCACAAA
Molecule: messenger RNA, 2743 nt
Organism: Cyprinus carpio (common carp)
Lineage: Eukaryota; Metazoa; Chordata; Actinopteri; Cypriniformes; Cyprinidae
Gene: ehd1b
Product: EH-domain containing 1b
Biological process (GO): endosomal transport; clathrin-dependent synaptic vesicle endocytosis
Cellular component (GO): presynaptic membrane; intracellular vesicle; clathrin-coated pit
Molecular function (GO): protein binding; GTP binding; molecular adaptor activity
Source: RefSeq, a predicted model, not a curated record